AAAUCCCCCAAAAAUACAGAUACAAGACGUCGUUUUCGUGCUCGAUUGCUCUUGCAUCUUAGAGCACCGCGCCCUUUUCUUUGUUCCCUUCGCACAAAGUAUUCCAAAGACAAGCUAUGGUGCAGUCAAGCCUGAUGCCCUCCGUCGCGUCGACUCGACGUGUUCUUUUCCUGACCGCGGAACCGUCGGACGAAGGAAAUGCGAAGGUUCUUCAGGAUCCUGUAGCUGUCCGUCUACAACAAUGCGGCGUCGAGGUCUCGGCUCGCUCCAUUCUUGAAUGGGACCAGCCAGUGAACCUCAAGGCGUACUCGCACAUACUUUUCCUUCGCUUGUGGGAUUACCACCUCCACCUCAGCCGAGUGGGCUCGCUCGUGUCGGAGCUUCGCUCGCUUUCAGGACAGACGAGGAUUUACAACCCGCUGACCGUCGUCCUGUGGAACAUGGACAAGGCCAAGUAUCUGCCCGAGCUGCAAACGGCCGGGAUUCCCGUGAUCGAGACCACGUAUCUGCCCCUCCCUGCCCCAGCAACUGCAAUUAAUCAUGUGCUCCAGCUUAGGAAGAGCAAAACCCCCGUGGUUCUGAAGCCGUCAAUAUCGGCCUCCUCGUUCUCGACGUAUCUGAUUCGGGACGCGCAGACCCUCAGCGAGGCCGACGAAGCGGCCAUUAGCUCGUUCAACGACAUCAAGGGCCUCGGCGACGACGCCAAGCUCAUGAUCCAGGAGUAUGUGCCGGAGAUCACGACGUCCGGCGAGCUGUCGAUUGUGAUGGUCGACGGCGUGAUCUCGCACGCCGUCAGGAAGAUUCCCCGGAAGGAUGACUUUCGAAGCCAAGCCGAGCUCGGGGGUGCCGAAGAGUUUCUGCAAGCGGACCAAGUUAACGAAAACGCGUCGCGGAUUGCGAAACGGAUAUGGAGACACGUGGACAGGAAGCUUGAACGAUCAGGCGACGACCCGCCGUUGUAUGCGCGCAUUGACGGCGUGAUCAGGGACGAUGGCGCCUUUGUCCUGAUGGAGGCGGAAUUCAUCGAACCGUGGAUGUACAUGGACGCACCUGUCGCAAAGCAAGGACUGGAGAUCCUCUGCGAGCAGAUUAUGAGGCGACGUUUGGGACCCCGACCAGCAUAGAGGAUAGCGUCCUGAUUGCGCGUGUAAUCGCAAACAUUCAGAUUCUCCUUACGGAAACAUUGUGUUACGGUUCUACAGCACGUGGGCACGGGAUCACAUUCUGUCUUGAUCAACAAGUGAUGAUUUCCGCAGGGAAUAGCAAAUAGGUUCGAUACAGACCAUGGUCACGGCUUUAGCUAACACAAAACACUGGUAACGCCACAGACCAAAGAAGAGCACGUGAGAAGAAUCGAAUAAUACCCAUUAAUGCAGGUCAGAGUUUCGAAGAAGUUAAUUACAUCUAUUAAAGGGCCCAAUCCUAGGUGUUGGCGAGCAAUACAUGAUCCCCAACGUUCCCUUGA
Verruconis gallopava is the source of this 1465-nucleotide messenger RNA. RefSeq lists its product as uncharacterized. The record is from RefSeq and is a predicted model, not a curated record. The transcript has a single exon. Gene Ontology annotation, molecular function: glutathione synthase activity; ATP binding; metal ion binding. Gene Ontology annotation, biological process: glutathione biosynthetic process. Bases 117 to 1124 code for a protein of 335 amino acids. NCBI's taxonomy places the organism in Eukaryota, Fungi, Ascomycota, Dothideomycetes, Venturiales, Sympoventuriaceae.